UACUUAAAUAUAAAAUGAGAUAACAUUGAAAUGAUACUAAAUCGCACAUAAAAAUCCCUUACAAUUGAUUUCUUUUUAUUAUCAUUUCAUUAAGAUUUCAAGAAUUCAAUGCAAUAUGUUAAGGUUAUAAAGAAUGCAGUAAAAUUCAAAAUAAGAACAAAAUGGACGGAAUAAAUUUUAAUUAGAUUGCUCAGUAGAAUUGAUUAAAAUUUGGUACCGCAUAUGAGUGAAUCGGAAUAAAAAUAUUCCGUCUUAAAAUUUUUUUUUAAAUGAAUGAUUUAAAUCAUUUCAAGAAGUUAAAAAAAUCCUGUAAAUAUUGUAAACAUGAACAUUUGUAAUCACGAUAGCUUGUAAAUUUAAGCAUUUGCGUUACACUCAACUGACAAAUAUUUAAGUGAAAAAAUUUAACUAAAGCCCCAGUAUUGCUUAUUUUAUUUAUUUCAUUACAUUUCUAAAUUUUAAACACAAGAUUAGCAAGCAGGGCUGUGUCAAUCAGCAAUUCUUGAAGUGUUAAAUAAUUUUGAAUUUUUGAAGCUUAUUAAAACUAUGCGCUACAUAUUUGUCGGACUAAAAUAACAAUCCUGGCUGAGAUAUUCUUCAGUUUUUUUUCAGGAGGAGGGAUCUUAUAGAUGCUUCUAAAGCAUUAAUUAAUAUUAUAUAUUUUGGCUUUACGAUUGUGUUUUGAACAUUCAUGUUUAUGUUUGUAAACAUUUCGUUUUUUUUUGGUCGUACUUAAUACCAGCAUUCGAUCAGAUUUGAUGUUCGCUGCGUAUACAGUCACUAAUUAUCUGGAUAUAUAGGAUACAGAAAGUUUAUUUUAUGCUACAUGUUUACUAAAUAUAUUUUAGGAAAAACCCCGUUUGUUGUAGUGGAAACCUUCGUCAGUGAUGUAUCUUUAUCAAGAGUAUAUUUUUGAUUUGUAACAUAAAAUAAACUUUUAAUAUUUUGUGCGUCUCCUCGAACAAUUAAUUUCAUGAUUGUGUGUGAGAUUAUCUUGUUAAUAUUAUUCUAUACAAUUUUAUUAUCUUUUAUACACAUUUUCAGAUUUAAGUAAACAUAGAUAAAGCUAGAAAUAGAAUCAAUGUUUUGUUGCAUUUUUAUUUAAAUAUGAUUUCAAUCUAAUUUUCUUAGCAACGAGCCAGUGAAUCUUUUCGGCUUGAACACAAAUAUUCUUUCAAAAGAAAUGUAUCACUGGCAAGGUUUUUUCAUUUAUAAUUGAGUUUUCCCCAAAACAAUUACAAUAUCUGAUAAUUUGUAACAUAAAAUAAACUUUCAAUCUCCUAUGUCCAGAAAAUUAGUUUCAUAACUGGUAAUUGAAUUUGUACGACACUUAUGCAACAAAUAACAACAAUGAAUUUUCGUUUAUAAAUAUAUAUCGAGCUUUAGACUCAAGUGCAUGAGUUUUAUCUUUUUUAAUCAAUGAUACUUGAUCUUCAAAUGCGUGUUUAAUACAUACAACGAAAGUAAUCGAUAGUCGAGUAACAAAGUUGAAUACGUGGAAAUUGAAAGAUGUGAGGAAGCUAAGUUAAUUAUAACUUUCAAAGUCGCUUGGUUGCAACUUUGUGCGAGACAAAGCUCAUACAGCACAAAACAUUUCAGCAAUAUUGCAACAGUUUAGAAAUAUUUAUAAAGUGGCUGGAACAUUGUAGAAAUGAUCUGUGCUGUACGGGAAGAUGUUUAAAAAUAUUCAGCCUACGCCUCACAAACGACUCAUUGCAUUGUCAUCGGGAUCGCGAAUCACGCGCAGUCUUGAUCAAGCGAAACGCGUAUGCAGAAGUGUAUUCGAAAGUGUUACUCCAUUUCUUAUAAGAAAAGUUGAAUUUGAAACGGCAUCUAUCAUUUUUUGUUCCCUGAAUUUUCCAGACAAAAUUGCUGUUUUGUCGUGGUGUUCUCCAGCUUUCUUGUACAUAGUAUGGCCCGCAUUGACAGGAACUUUUAUCAAGAGAUCGAUAUUGUAAAAGUGGAGAAUUUUUAAUUUAUGUAGCAAAGUAAUUGAAUAUUUUAGUACACAUUAUAAAUUUAAUAUUUUAUAAUGUUCCACUGGGGAAGAUAGUACAUGUUAUUCUAUUUGAUCCCUUAAACCUGAUCUGCAAUAUUUAGCAAAUGACAAUAUCGAGUAUAUAUUAUAUCAACAACGAAUACUUAUUCUUCUAAUUUUUUAUAUCAAUCAGAUAAUCUGUUUAAAAACUGUAAAAAUGACGCACAAUACCUCAGAAAAUCUUCUAAAAAAUGCUGUCAUCCAAAUUGGUGCUGGAGGAUCGGCAGGUUUCAUCGAAGUUUGUAUAAUGCAGCCAAUGGAUAUUGUUAAAACACGUUUUCAACUCCAAGUGAAGACAACAAAGUCAGAUCCAUUAUAUUAUACAGGAAUUCGUGAUUGUAUGACUAAAAUGUAUAGGACUGAAGGACUACCAGCAUUUUGGAAAGGAAUCUUACCUCCGAUACUCGUAGAAACUCCUAAACGUGCGGUUAAAUUUUUUACAUUCGAACAAUAUAAACAAUUUUUUUUAUUCGGCGCUAGUGCACCCACUCCAUUGACAUUCUCAUGCGCUGGUUUCUUCGCCGGUGUUACAGAGGCCAUAUUAGUUAACCCUUUUGAAGUGGUCAAAGUAAAAUUGCAAUCUGAUCGAAAGCACGUCAAGGAAAGCCCGUCGACAUUUGCAGUAACAAAAGAAAUCGUCUCAAAGCAUGGUUUCGGAUUGAACGGUCUGAAUAAGGGGCUCUCGGCUACUAUAAUGAGAAACGCGGUUUUCAAUUCAUUCUAUUUUGGUUUCUAUUAUUCUGUUAAGGAAUACAUACCACGCAGACAAGAAUCUUGGCUGGAAUUUUUAACAAAGGUUGCUAUAGGAUUUGUGUCUGGUACCGUCGCUUCUUGUUUAAACAUACCAUUUGACGUUGCUAAAAGUCGCAUUCAGGGAUCACAGGAUGGUACGCAAUACAAAGGAACAUUGAACACCAUGCACAUUAUUUACAAGAGAGAAGGAUUUAAAGCCUUAUACAAAGGCUUGGUGCCGAAGGUGAUGAGACUAGGUCCAGGCGGUGCCAUUUUGCUUGUGGUGUAUGACUACAUGCAUGUAUUUCUUACAGAAAAGUUCAAAGACUAAUAUUUACAUUGCAUUUCAAGUUGUGAGAUAACUAUAAGAAUAUGUUAUAUUCUUCAAAAUGGACUUUACAUUUAUACAUUUUUUACAUUAUAUCUGUAUAUGUAUAUGUGUAUAUAUAUAAUAUGUAUAUUUUUAUGUAUAACAAAAUGAAGAUUAAUGUAAUUUU
Molecule: messenger RNA, 3267 nt
Organism: Solenopsis invicta (red fire ant)
Lineage: Eukaryota; Metazoa; Arthropoda; Insecta; Hymenoptera; Formicidae
Product: mitochondrial 2-oxodicarboxylate carrier
Exons: 8
Coding region: 2196-3101 (301 amino acids)
Biological process (GO): transmembrane transport
Source: RefSeq, a predicted model, not a curated record